AUGAUCGUCUCUAUCGCGCCUCCACCAUCACUCUUCAGCUCUUCAGCUUUACCAACCAAGAUGUCAUACCGAGCCGUCCUCAACCUCAUCAAACAGAAGUACCAUCUUCAAUUAGAAUAUACGGACACCGUCCAUGGCCCAAGUCAAGCCCAUGUCUGGUGUGGCGAGUGGAUACUCAACGGAAACCAGACCAUAGGGACUGGAGAAUCAUCUACUAGAGCAGGUGCCAAGGAGGAUUCUGCGAGACCUGCUGUAGAAACGCUGAUAGCCUAUGGCUAUCUGCCCCCGCGACAGUGA
Molecule: messenger RNA, 297 nt
Organism: Serendipita indica DSM 11827
Lineage: Eukaryota; Fungi; Basidiomycota; Agaricomycetes; Sebacinales; Serendipitaceae
Source: the annotation of a GenBank genome assembly